Molecule: messenger RNA, 914 nt
Organism: Poecilia latipinna (sailfin molly)
Lineage: Eukaryota; Metazoa; Chordata; Actinopteri; Cyprinodontiformes; Poeciliidae
Product: zinc finger protein 239-like
Exons: 3
Coding region: 123-908 (261 amino acids)
Biological process (GO): regulation of gene expression
Cellular component (GO): nucleus
Source: RefSeq, a predicted model, not a curated record
GUUAGAAGGUAGAAAACGGGCCGUCCCUCAUCCUGCCAGUCUGCUGCAGGUUGGUACCAACGCCAAACCUGCUCUGCCUGGACCGACGGCUCUGCAGCCCUUUGUGUCACGGCUGGAGCAGAAUGAAGGAGGAGAACCAGAACCCAGAACCGGACCUCCAGAACCCAGAACCGGACCAGCCAACUCUACACACCAGCCUCCAGACCCAACCGGGUCUUUCAGUUCAGGAACAGACCGGCGCUCUGACCUCACCGUCUAAAAGGACGGCUCGUCGUCAGACUGAGCCGCUCAGCUGUGACCAGUGUGGAGCAAUUUUUCCAGUCAAAGCCAAAUUACAGAGACAUCAACGAAUCCACACCGGAGAGAGACCAUUCAGCUGCAAGCAGUGUGGGAAGUCUUUUAUUGAUAAAGGAACCCUUCACAACCACGAACGGCGCAUUCAUCAGGAAGAAAAGCCCCACAGUUGUGACCAAUGUGGAAAUAGUUUUGCUUUGCUUUGCAGUCUGAAAAUCCACCAAAGAAUUCACUCUGGGGAGAGACCGUACAAGUGCGACCGCUGUGGGAAAACCUGUCGGCAGAAAGGCGAUUUACUGCGUCACAUUGUGACCCACACAGAUCAGAGAUUGUUUAAAUGUGAAGUAUGUGGCAAAGCGUUUAGUCGCUCAGGGACCCUGGAAGGCCACAUGAGGACACACACCAAAGAGAAACCGUACAGCUGUGAUCAGUGUGAGAAACGGUUCAGUAAAAACUUUGGUCUGGUGAGUCACAGGCGAUCCCACACUGGAGAGAUGCCCUACUGGUGUGAGCUCUGUGGCAGGCGCUUCGCUCACAAGUGCAGCCUGAGGACGCAUCAGAAAUGUCACAGCAACCGAGAAGGAGCCAUUUUGUUUUUAAUAAAUUCUCUUUGAGAUAAA